CGCGGACGGUUCAGCUUCGGACUCAAGACUAGCUCUGAUCGGAAAAGAAUCCAAGAUGACGUGGCUCUGUCUCGGGGCAGUUCUGUUUCAAUGCAUUUUUAUAAUAAAUGCAAACGGUAUUUUUUCGGUUGUCGGACCCAGCACUAUACAUCCCUAUUCCUACUAUAGUGCUGCUGUUACCGUGUACGAGGCAAAUGGACCAAGUCGGAUUAGGGUCAGCCUGAAUGGACCCUCGUUUAGCAGGUUCGAGGAGGUCUAUCUUCAGCCCAUGUCCACGAAGAAGCUUUCUUUCGAUGUCCCGAAACUGAGAAGCGGUGAUUACCAGCUCACGGUUGAGGGUCUUGAGGGGAUUGCAUAUAAGAAAUCCUCCAAACUCUUAUUCCACGAGGAUAAACCCUCCAUCUACAUCCAGACGGACAAGGCCACCUACAAGCCAGAAGAUCUCCUGCAAUUCAGAGUCCUCUUCCUAAACAGGUUCACCCGACCUGCCAGGAUCGACAAUCCCAUUCUGAUUGAGAUUCACGACGGAGAUAAGAACCGGAUCAAACAGUGGACGCACGUUCAGCCAAUCAAAGGAAUUUUCUCCGCAGAGCUCCCUCUGUCCGAACGGCCAGUUCUGGGAAACUGGACGAUCACAGUUUCCGUUCAGGGGGAAAGCCCGGUCAAGGAGACCAAGAUCAUCAAGGUGGACAAGUACGUGUUGCCGAAGUUCAAGGUGUGGAUCGACACAAAAAAGGAUGUGGUAGCCACCAAUGGGCAGAUAACGGCAACAAUUUUGGCUAAGUAUACAUUCGGCAAGCCGGUCAAGGGCAAGGCUACCGUCUCGAUUAAUGGCGGUCGGAUAGAGAAGACAGUAGAUAUCGAUGGCAAGGUCAGUGUGGAACUCCCUUACAAGGCCGACGACCAAUCCCCUCUGAAUAUAGUGGCCUCCGUCACCGAGGAGCUAACUGAUCUCAAGCACAGUGGCUCGGCCUAUGUGACCCUUCACCAAAAUCCCUACAUUCUGGUGGCCGUCAAUUGGCCACAGAGCUACAGGGCGGGAGUGUACCUGGACUUUCCCGUUGUAGUGACAAAUGUGGACGGAUCACCGGUCAACAACUUACAAAAGAGUGUUAACUUCGAGUUCAUCUGCGGAGGGAUAAGUCAAAAAGAGGAGAGUCCCCUGGCGAACAGUGGAGCCAUUGGCAGAAUGAUGUUCGCCGACAAUAAUUGCGGAAAAUGCCAGGUGAAAGCCACAUUCGAAGGAGCAGGCAGCUUAAGUCAUACAAUAUUGAGAGUUGAAAAGACCCUUAGCAUCGAGAUCAGUAGUAAAAAACACAAGCUGGGCCAGAAUGUUGACGUAAAGGUAGUAUCCAAAGCCAAUCUUUCGUACUUCACAAUCACGGUUGUAGCCCGCGGAAACAUCAUCUUAAAUGAACACGUUCAAAUGUCUCAGGGAGUGCAAACCAAAAGUAUGAAGUUCAGGUCCACCUUCGAAAUGGUGCCCGAGGCCACUAUUUUUGUAUACCACGCUGCGAAUGACAUAAUGUUUUUCGACCAGCAAACUAUCGAAUUCGAGAAGGACUUCGGCAACUCGAUCCAAAUCACUCUUCCGGAAGAAGCGGAGCCCGGAGACGUGGUUAACCUAUCGGUAAGGACCGAUCCUAAUUCCUUCGUAGGUCUCUUGGCAGUCGACCAGAAGGUUCUGCUCCUCAGGUCGGGCAAUGACCUCAACAGGGAUGACAUAUUCAACGAUCUGAGCAAGCACUUAUCAAACGAUCUGGUGACCCUAACUAAUGCCAAUAUAAGUUACGGAAGAAUCUGGGAUACCAAUAGUGACGACGUCAAUAGUUGUGGUCUUGCCUAUCGUUCUCGCAGUAAAGACGAAACUAUGAAAUUGGGUAAAAAAUUGGAUAGCUUUAAGUCUUUUACCUCAGAUGACCAUUCGCACUCUGCUCAGCAAAUUCGACAGGAGUUCCCAGAAACCUGGCUUUUUACGAACAUCACCGACGUCAGCCAUGGAAGCGUUAUGUUGAGAAGGAAGAUUCCCGAUACGAUUACCUCUUGGGUAAUCACUGGGUUUUCCCUUAACCCAACUUCCGGCUUUGCCAUGACCAAGUACCCGUCAGGAAUAACUGUCUUCCGGCCGUUCUUCAUUUCCACCAAUCUGCCGUACUCGGUGAAACGAGAUGAAAUCAUAGCCAUACCUGUGACGGUGUUCAACUACAUGAAGCAUCCUGUCCAGGCUCUGGUAUCAAUGGAUAACUCGGACCAGGAGUACGACUUUUCCGAGGUCAUCAAUGACAAGGAGGCGAACGAUUUGCAGCACCUCCAAGUCCGCUCAAAGAGAGUUUGGAUACCCGCCGAAAACGGAAGGACUCUUUCAUUCAUGAUUCGUCCGAAGAAACUUGGACUGAUCACCCUGAAAAUCACCGCCAACUGUCGGUUUGCCCAGGACACCAUUCACGAAAGGCUAAGAGUGGAGGCCGAGGGUGUGACCAAGUACAUAAACAAAGCGAUUCUGUUGAAAGUGAAUAAUAGGAAUCGUCGAUCUGUGAAUAUGGGUGAACCGGAAAGGGAGAUUUUUGUUAAUCAUCCAUCAGGGACUGUGCCGGGCUCUGAUCAGACUGUGAUCUCAAUGGGUGAGGGAAUCCAUGCACCCAUGCUGAGUAACCUGGGCGAUUUGAUUAAAUUGCCCUCCGGCUGCGGCGAGCAGACUAUGAUCAACUUCGUGCCCGACGUCAUGGUGCUUCUUUACCUGAAAGCGACCGGCCAAAGCUUCCCCGAUAUCGAGAACCGGGCCAAGGAAUAUUUGGCAGCAGGUUACCAGAACGAGCUGAAUUACAAACACCCGGACGGCGCUUUUAGUAUGUUUAGGCCUAGUAGUACUUAUAGUAUGAAAAGUACAUGGCUUACCGCCUAUGUGAUCCGCUACUUCCACAUGGCUAAGCCAUUCACUUAUAUUGAUGAUCAGGUACUGAGUGAUGGACUGAAUUACCUCGCAUCUAAACAGCAACCAAACGGGGAUUUCAAAGUGAAUGGCGUAUAUCAAAGUCACCUUGGAGAUCCUUUGGCUUUCACCUCCUACGUACUGAUUACCUUCUUGGAGAACACGGAAUAUUCGCCACAGUAUCAGAAUGUUAUUAAUAGGGGAAUUCGAUAUGUGGCCAACCAGGUGGAUAGCUCAAAUAGUAUCUAUUCUCUGGCCAUCUCCGCUCUUGCACUGGCCAUGGCCAAAGACCCCAAGGCCACAGAAGUUUUGAAACGACUGGAUGCCGCAGCCAGGCAUAAGGACGACCUCAAGUGGUGGUCCAAUGUACCUGACUCGGUCAGUUACGCGGACGUCGAGACAACCUCUUAUGUCCUGCUUGCCAUGCUGGAGAACGGAUUAUUGGAGAAUCCCUUGAAAAUUGUCCAGUGGUUGGAUAGCCAACGUAACAGUAACGGGGGCUUUGGCUCCACUCAGGAUACUAUCCUCGGUCUACAAGCCCUUACCAAGUUCGCAGAGAAUACCCCAGUAGAGAGCGGGCAGGUAGAUGUUGCGUUUGGGACAGAGAAGAAUGGGCAGAGAGAGCACAUUAGCCUAAACCCCAACAAUGACGGCCUUAUGAAGACAUAUGAGCUUCCGAAAAACGCAAAGAAAGUUUAUGUCUCGGCCAAAGGCACGGGCUUCGUACACGCCCAGCUUACGUUCCGCCACAACGUCGUAACCCAGGAGGAAAAGCCUAGCUUUAAAGUGAUCGCUACGGUAAAGGACUCCCCCGCAAACCGUCUGGAUCUGGAAGUGUGCGCCGAAUACACUCCCGUCAAGGCAGCCGACCAAGGAAAGCCCUCCAAUAUGGCACUCAUGGAGAUCCAAUUGCCCUCCGGCUUUGUUCCCGAUGAAGAAGAUCUUGACAAGAUUCGAUCGUUUAAUGGAGUAAACCUCGUGGAGACCAAGAACGAAAACACUCUGAUUAUUGUCUACUUUUCGAGCCUGACCCCCAAUGAUCCCAAGUGCUUGACCGUGACUGCCACCCGUGCCCAUGCCGUGGCCAUGCUAAAGCCAUCCUUCGUCAGGGUCUAUGACUACUAUUCGAAGGGCGUCGACGCCACUCAGUUCUACCAGGCGAACUCCUCCCUCUGCGAUAUCUGUCAAGACGACGACUGCCAAGACAAUUGUUGAGCAGAAAUCAAACUUUUGAAACAAAACGAAAACAAAUCACUGAACGAGGCUUUUGUUCAAUAAUUUGUUUCGAAUUUUAAGGUAAUAUUUCUUGUGUAGUUCUAUCUCACAAAUCUAUCUUUCUCAGUAUGUAAUCUGAUCUUUCUAAUGUAAAAUGUAAUCUAAUCAAAUAAUAAUAAGAAAAUCUA
Messenger RNA from Drosophila eugracilis, 4332 nucleotides. RefSeq names its product C3 and PZP-like alpha-2-macroglobulin domain-containing protein 8. Lineage: Eukaryota; Metazoa; Arthropoda; Insecta; Diptera; Drosophilidae. Bases 56 to 4144 code for a protein of 1362 amino acids. The record is from RefSeq and is a predicted model, not a curated record. Gene Ontology annotation, molecular function: endopeptidase inhibitor activity. Gene Ontology annotation, cellular component: extracellular region. The transcript has 8 exons.